Nicrophorus vespilloides is the source of this 949-nucleotide messenger RNA. RefSeq names its product U7 snRNA-associated Sm-like protein LSm11 (gene Lsm11). The transcript is spliced from 4 exons. The coding region runs from base 7 to 720 and encodes 237 amino acids. Gene Ontology annotation, molecular function: U7 snRNA binding. The record is from RefSeq and is a predicted model, not a curated record. Gene Ontology annotation, cellular component: U7 snRNP. Lineage: Eukaryota; Metazoa; Arthropoda; Insecta; Coleoptera; Silphidae. Gene Ontology annotation, biological process: mRNA 3'-end processing by stem-loop binding and cleavage.
UCGAAGAUGGCGGACGAAGCACGUGGUGACGAGCCGGCCGGCACCGAAUACGAUGAACGUUUGGAUUUCUUCAGCCCCAACUUUGACCCUCUUCUGGCGUUGGAAACUACCAACGUCCAACCGCCGGUACCGGUGGCCAAAGUUCAUGACAACAUCCAGAUGUACCAUUGCGCCCAGAACAAGAAACCCUCAUCCGGUAAGACGUCCACCGUUGUCAAGCCUGGUAGCUCGAAGACUCAACAGGUGGCGCCGCUGUUCGAGAGAAAAUUCCUGCCGCACCAACUGCCCGUAAAAAUCGAGAGAGCGCCGAGAAAACCGCUCGGUAACGUGUUGACGAAGAUGGACGAGAUCACCGGACCUCUGCAAGUGCUGAAGGAUUGCAUGGAUCGUCGUGUCAGGAUCAAAGUUUGGACGAGGUCCGGCCACGGGAUUAGAGGCCACUGUGUCGCGUUUCUAACAGCGUUCGACAAGUAUUGGAAUAUGUCUUUGGUGGAAGUCACAGAAAUCUGGACAAGGCCUAAGAGAAGGAAAGUGCCAGCCUUAGAUGGAUUCAAGGAAAACCGGAAGGAUGAGGAUAUGGAAUCGAGGCGAGGUCUGUUUCCUGAUGUCGCUGUGAUAGAGCAAGGCAAGAAGACAGAAACGUGCAGGAGAUACGUUAAUGAAUUAUUGGUUAGAGGCGAGCAGGUAGCAUUUAUAGUUGUCCUGCAAGGACAGGAAUAAGUGCACUCCGUGAAACGGCGGCCGCGCAAUCUGCAUAAUUUAUAAUUUAAUUAAAAUAUUUACAAAGGCUUCGUCACUUAGAAAGAAAGAAAAAAAAAACAACAAGAAAAAGGACGAAGAGAGAAGAAAAUAAAUGAACAAGAGCGCGCGUUUCACACCUACUUAAGUUUAAGUUAAGUUUAUUUAGUCUGACAGGUAACAGUUUCUUUGUUGUUGCAUGUUUUUUUAU